AUGGCUCCUCUAGUUUGGAUUCUGAUGCUGCUGGUGGGGGCUGCUUGGGGCCAGGACCAAGCACCUGCCCCCAACUCUUCAGACUGGAAACCGAUGGUGCGCACUUCGAGGGAGAGCUCCAUUCUCACGAAGUGUGACUUUGAAGAUAACACCAGACCUUUGUGUGACUGGUCUCAAAUGUCCGCGGAUGAUGGGGACUGGAUUCGAACGACUGGACCCUCCCCCACUGGCACUUCUGGCCCCCCCGGGGGCUACCCCAAUGGAGAAGGCUAUUACCUGCACAUGGAUGCUAGCACCUUCCCUCGGGGUGGAGUGGCACGCCUGCGCAGCCCGGACAUAUGGGAGCAAGGCCCGCUCUGCAUCCAUUUCGCCUUCCACAUGUUUGGGCUGUCAUGGGGUGCGCAGCUCAGACUGAUGCUGCUCAAGGGUUGGAGGUACCACCGGCCCAACGUGCUCUGGAAAUAUGUGAAUACCCAGAGUCCCUCCUGGAUGCCCACCAUGGUCACCGUGCCAGCGGAUCGUGAUAUACCGAGCUGGCUGAUGUUUGAAGGCAUGAGGGGCAACACUGCCUACCUGGACAUCUCUCUGGAUGGCCUCUCUAUCCGGAAGGGCACCUGCAAUCGGAUAUGCAUGUCCCAGAUGUGCAACUUUGAUGCUUUAAACAAUCUCUGUGGCUGGAGCUGGAUCCCAACUGCCACCGGUGCCAAGUGGACUCAGAAGAAGGGAUCAUCGGGGAUACUGGGUGUGGGACCUGACGACGACUUCUCUAGCCCUGGCAGUGGCUACUACAUGCUCCUGGACCCUACGAAUGCAAGACCAGGACAGAAAGCUGUACUUCUGAGUCCCCUGAGCCAUUCCAGUGGCUGCCUGACCCUGUCUUUCCAAUACAUAAUGCGCGGCCUGUCAGCUGGCGAAGGCCUUUUUGCCUAUGCUUCAUUUUUAGGCAACAUCCGGAAACACACUCUCUUCUCAGGACACCGUGCACUCAACUGGCAGUCUGUGUCUGUCAAUUAUACAGGACAGGGAAUGAUACAGUUCAUAGUGGUAGGUGUGUUUGGAGAGAAGCCAGAGCCAGCAAUAGCUGUGGACUCCAUCAGCAUUUCUCCCUGUGGGGAGGGCUUUCCCCAGUGCAACUUUGAAGAUAGAGUUCAUCCUUUCUGUGACUGGAACCACGUGGUAGGAGACGCUGGACACUGGAGCUGGGGGAGUAAAAGUUUUCCCACCCCCAUCUCAGGACCCGCAAGAGAGUUCCCAUAUGGAGGGGAACAUUAUAUUUACUUCGAUUCAGCCAUGGUACCCGAGGAGGGACAGUCUGCCAGAUUGGUGAGUCCACCCUUCUGUGCCCCUGGGGAUGUCUGUGUGGAGUUUGCUUACCACAUGUACGGCCUUGGAGAAGGUACCACGCUCAAGCUUCUGUUGGGGAGUCCUGCGGGCAGUUCUCCCAUUUCUCUGUGGAAACGUGUUGGGUCUCAGAGCACUGGCUGGGUGAACAGCUCUGUCACCAUCCUUAAGGGACAUCAGCAGCCCAUGGAGUUGCUUCUUGAGGCCACCCAGGGGACCAGCACUGCCUUUGUCAUCGCUGUGAAUUACAUCUUGAUCAGUCAUGGACCGUGUCGGGCUAAGAUAAAACUCGAGGGCCCAGCUUCUUCCCUGUUCCCUGAAACAACCACUGUCUCCACUGAAGGGACCAUGGCCUCCACAGAAAGAAUCAGUGUCCCUCCUGAGGGGACAAUUGCUCCCACAGCAGUGGCCACUGCUGCCACAGAAGUGGUCACUUUCACUUUAGAAGUGACCACUGUCACUGCAGAAGAGAGCACUGUCUCUCCUGAAGAGGACAGUGUCCCUCCUGAGGAGAUCAUCCCUACAGAAGUGACCACUGUCCCUCCUGAACAGACCAGCGUCCUUCCUGAGGAGACCACCCCCUCUCCAGAAGUGACCACUGUCACUACAGAAGCGACCACUGUCACUGCAGAAGUGACCACUGCCUCUCAUGAAGAGACCAGCGUCCCUCAUGAGGAGACCACCCCCUCUCCAGAAGUGACCACUGUCCCCACAGAAGUGACCACUGUCACUACAGAAGCGACCACUGUCACUGCAGAAGUGACCACUGCCUCUCAUGAAGAGACCAGCGUCCCUCAUGAGGAGACCACCCCCUCUCCAGAAGUGACCACUGUCUCCAUAGCGGUGGUCACUGCUGCCACAGAAGUGACCACUGUCACUACAGAAGCAAUCACUGUCACUGCAGAAGUGACCACUGUCUCUCAUGAAGAGACCAGCGUCCCUCCUGAGGAGACUGCCACCCCUCCUGAAGGGACUAUUGUCCCCAAUGAAGAGACGACUGUCUUUGCAGAGCAAUCUACUCCCAUUCAAAUGCCCACAACAGAGAGUUGCCCUCCAAAUGCCCACUUGGAAUUGUGUGCGUGCCUUGCAUCCUGUGAGAACCCCAAGCCCCACUGCCACGCCCCCUGUAGAACUGGCUGUGUCUGCAAUCCUGGAUUUUUGUUUAGGAACUAUCAAUGUAUUAAUGCUUCUUCCUGCAAUUGCUUCUAUAGCAACAAAUAUUAUAAGCCUGGGGAAGAAUGGUUUAGUCCCAAUUGCACAGAACGGUGCCGCUGCUUGCCCGGUAGCCGGAUGGAGUGUCAGAUCUCCCAGUGUGCGACAUACACGGUGUGCCUGCUGAAGAGUGGCAAAUAUGAAUGCCAGCCCUAUGGUAGUGCGACCUGCCUGGUCUAUGGGGACCUUCAUUUUGUCACCUUUGAUGAGAGGCACAUUAGCUUCACAGGAACGUGUACCUAUAUCUUGGCCCAGACCUGUGACAACUCCACAGAUUCAUUCUUUAAAAUAACAGCAAGCACCCAAGAACGGGGAGUAGAAGGCGUAUCCUCCCUGGACAAAGUCUUCAUCACCCUGCCGGAGACUACCAUUACCAUGACCAGUGGUAGACAAACACUAAUUGGAGACCAGAGAGUCACCCUCCCAGUGAUACCUUCUAAUAACAUCUAUGUGGGUCUGAGUGGGCGAUUUGUGGAGUUGAGGACGACAUUUGGUUUGCGUGUAAAAUGGGAUGGUGACCAGCAGCUUUUUAUGACUGUGCCCAGUACCUACUCGAGAAAACUCUGUGGUUUCUGUGGGAACUAUGACGGGGACAGCAGCAAUGAUAACCAGAAGCCGGACGGCACGAGGACACAAGAUGGGGACGAGCUGGGGAAGAGCUGGCAGUUGAAAGAGGAAGAGAACGAGGAUCUUGUUGACUGCUUGGGUUGGGUCUCUUCCAGGUGUCAGAACAAGAAGAGCCCCCCAUCUUGUGAUGCAGCCUUGGGAAGAACUAUGUCGGAGCCCAAGUUAUGUGGCCAGCUUGUUGAUCCAAGAGGAACCUUUGAGGCAUGCCUGUUCCACAUGAAGGCCUCAUUCUUCUUGGAUAAUUGUGUGUCGGACAUGUGUAGCUUCCAGGGGCUCCAGCAGAUGCUUUGUACUCAUAUGUCAGCCAUGACUGCUGUCUGCCAAGAUGCUGGCUAUGCCGUGAGGCCCUGGAGGAGACCCCAGUUCUGCCCCUUGGUCUGCCCUCAAAAUAGCAGGUACUCCCUAUGUGCCAAACCAUGCCCGGACACCUGCCAUCCUGGAUCUGCUCUCCAGCCCUGCCCAAAAAAGUGUGUGGAAGCAUGCGAGUGUGAGCCUGGCUUUGUGCUCAGUGGUUUUGAGUGUGUCCCUCGGAUCCAGUGUGGAUGCACCAGCCUCGAGGGACGCUACUUCAAGGUACAGGAGCAAUGGUUUAAUCCAGAUUGCAAAGAAAUCUGCACUUGUGAUGGCAACAACAGCGUUCGCUGCCGGCCCUGGAAGUGUAGGGCUCAGGAAGUCUGUAGCCAUAAGAAUGGUGUGUUAGGCUGUCACGCCCAAGGUGCAGCCACCUGCAUUGCCUCAGGUGACCCCCACUACCUGACAUUUGAUGGAGCUUUGCAUCAUUUUAUGGGAACCUGCACUUACGUACUGACUCAGCCUUGCUGGUCCAAUGCUCAUGACAACAACUUUGUAGUGAGUGUCACCAACGAGGUUCAUGACGGCAACUUGGAAGUCUCCAGUGUCAAAGCUGUCCAUGUGCAGGUCUCCGACCUCAAAGUCUCCCUGUUCAAAGGCCGAACAGUCAUGCUGAACAACCAACGGGUGGCACUCCCUGUGUGGCCUUUGAAAGGACGGGUGACCAUUAGGUUGAGCGGCAUCUUUGUCCUGCUCUACACGGACUUUGGGCUUCAGGUUCGAUAUGAUGGAAAGCACCUGGUGGAGGUGACAGUGCCUUCCUUAUACGCUGGCUUCCUCUGUGGGCUGUGUGGGAACUACAACAAUAACAGUUUGGAUGACAAUCUGCGUCCAGAUGGGAAGCCUGCAGGCAACUCACUUCUUCUGGGAGCUGCUUGGAAAAUACUUGAAGCUUCUGAGCCUGGCUGCUUUGUAGUCGGGGGCAAGUCCUCCAGCUGCCAAGAGAACAGCAUGGACGACGCCUGGACUAAAAAAUGCGCCAUCUUGAUGAACCCUAUUGGACCUUUCUCCAAUUGCCACGAAGCGGUGCCCCCGCAGGCCAGCUUCUCCAGUUGUGUGUACGGCCAGUGUGGGACCAAAGGAGACAUCCUGGCCCUGUGCCGCUCCCUGCAGGCCUAUGCAUCGCUGUGUGCCCAAGCUGGCCAAGUGAUUACGUGGCGCAACAACACCUUCUGCCCUCUGAGGUGCCCACCCAGGAGCAGCUAUAACCCCUGUGCCAACCCCUGCCCAGCCACCUGCCUCACCCUAAGCAGCCCAAGAGACUGUCCAACCCUGCCCUGUGUCGAGGGCUGUGAAUGCCAGACAGGCCACAUCCUGAGUGGAACUACCUGUGUGCCCCUCAGACAGUGUGGCUGCAGUGACCAGGACGGCUCCUACCACCUGCUGGGGGAGAGCUGGUACACAGAGAAGACCUGCACCACCGUCUGCACGUGCUCAGUCCACAGCAACGUCACCUGCAGCCAAACGGCCUGUGAGGCCAACCAUGUGUGCUUGCGCCAGAAUGGGCUGCUGCGCUGUGCUGCAGAGAUGGGAGAGUGUCAUAUUUCAGAGGAUUCCCAGAUCGUGAGCUUCGAUGGCCAUAGCCAUCCUAUCCAAGACAUGUGUACUUACAUCAUGGUCAAAGUCUGCCACCCCAGCAUGAACCUGCCUUUCUUCACCAUCAGUGCCAAGGUUGACCAGCAUACCCGCACCAAGACCUUCAGUGUCUAUCAGCUAUACAUUGACAUCUUCAGCUUCCGAGUCACUCUGCAAAAGCGCCAUUCAGUCCUGGUGAGCUAGAUCAAUGACAUGCUGGUCACCCUUCCUGCCACGACCCAGAUCCCAGGAGUCAGCAUCACGACUGAAGACGUCUAUACCAUUGUCACAAUUAAGGAUGAAGUUCAAGUCAAAUUUGAGAGCAACAAUUUCUUAGAUAUCAAAAUCCCUGCAUCCUCUACUGGAAAGGUCUGUGGUGUGUGUGGGAAUUUCAAUGGUGAGGAAGAGGAUGAACUCAUGACACCCAGGGAUGAACUAGCCCAGGAUGAGCAGGAGUUCAUGGAGAGCUGGAAAGAUACGCACGUCGACCCAGAUUGCCAGAAAAUCAAAGAGCAGAAUAUCCAAGUGGAGCAACAGGAGAUCAUGAACGGAAACUGCAGGCCCACUGACUUUGAGAAAGCCCAAGCAAACUGCCAGACUGCUCUCCAGGGUCCUACCUGGGCCCAGUGUGCUUCCCGGGUAUCCCUUAAGCCCUUCCUGCUGGGAUGUAUGAACAACUUCUGUGAAUUCAGAGAACUCUUCCAUGCCCUCUGUGAGGCUCUUCAGUCCUUCCAGGAUGCCUGCCAGAAACAGGGGCUCAAGCCACCUAUCUGGAGGAACAGCAGCUUCUGCCCUCUGGAAUGCCCUCCUCACAGCCACUACACAAACUGCCUUCCUUCCUGUCCACCUUCCUGCUUGGACCCCAACAGCCGCUGCGAGGGCUCUGGCCACAAAGUACCCUUCACCUGCAAGGAGGGCUGCAUCUGCCAACCGGGCUACGUGCUGAAUAAUGACAAGUGUGUGCUCAAGACUCACUGUGGCUGCAAAGACGCCCAGGGUGUCUUCGUCCCAGAAGGCAAGAACUGGAUCUCCAGUAGCUGUACCCAGAGCUGUGUCUGCAUUAGAGGGGCCAUUGAGUGCCAGAAUUUUCAGUGUCCCUCAGGGGCUCAAUGCCAGGACAAUGAAGAUGGCAGCAGCAAAUGCGUCAAAAUCACUCCGCAAUGCCCGGCCCACAGCCUCUACACCAACUGCCUUCCCCCGUGUCCUCCUUCCUGCUCCAACCUGGAUGGCCACUGCAGGGGCACAAACCCCAAAGUGCCUUUCACUUGCAAAGAAGGCUGCCUCUGCCACCCUGGCUUUGUGCUUGAUAAGAACAAGUGUGUACCCAGAACUCACUGUGGCUGCAAAGAUACCCAGGGUGCCUUCAUCCCAACAGGCAAGACUUGGAUGUCCACAGGCUGCACCCAGAGCUGUGCCUGCAUGAGAGGGGCCAUCAGGUGCAGGAAUUUCCAAUGUCCCUCGGGGACUCACUGCAAGGACAGCAAUGAUGGCAGCAGUGACUGUGUCAAAAUCACUCUGCAGUGCCCAGCCCACAGCCAGUACACCGACUGCCUUCCUUCCUGCCUGCCUUCCUGCCUGGACCCGGAAGGGCACUGUGAGAGUGCCAGGACCAGGGCCCCCUCCUCCUGCAAGGAGGGCUGUGUCUGCCAACCUGGCUUUGUGCUGCAUGACGACAAAUGUAUGCUCAAAAUCGAGUGUAGCUGCCAAGACACUCAGGGUGCCUUCAUCCCAGUAGGCAAGAGCUGGAUCUCCAGAGGCUGUUCCCGGAGUUGUAACUGCAUGGGAGGGGUCAUUCGAUGCCAGAAAUUCAAGUGUCCCUCAGGGACUUUCUGCCUGGACAACGAAGAUUAUACCAGUAACUGUGUCGAAACCACUAUGCAGUGCCCCGCGCACAGCCACUACACCAACUGCGUGCCAUCUUGUCUGGCUUCCUGCUCAGACCCAGAAGGCCAGUGUGAGGGGAUCAGCACCAAAGCCCCCUCCACCUGCAAGGAGGGCUGUGUCUGUGAACCUGGCUACGUGCUGCAUGACGGCAAGUGUGUGCUCAGAACUGAGUGUGGCUGCAAGGACGCCCAGGGUGCUCUCAUCCCGGUGAGUGGGCUUGGAGACUGGGAUGGUGUGGGCCUUCUGCCCUCACGUCAUUUUCUCCUCUGGCUUCUGCAGGCAGACAAGACCUGGAUCAACAGAGGCUGCACCCAGACCUGCGCCUGCGUGGGAGGGGCCAUCCACUGCAGGAAUUUCCAGUGUCCCUCGGGGACUUACUGCAAGGACAUCAAGGAUGGCAACAGUGAAUGCAUCAAAAUCACUCUGCAGUGCCCGGCCCACAGCCUAUUCACCCACUGCCUUCCCUCCUGUCUGCCUUCUUGCUCCAACCUGGAUGGCCACUGUGAGGGCGUCAGCACCAGGGUGCCUUCGACCUGCAAGGAGGGCUGCCUCUGUCAUCCAGGCUUUGUGUUUAAUGAGGACAGGUGUGUGCCCAGACUUCAGUGUGACUGCAAAGACGCCCAGGGUGCCUUCAUCCCGAGUGUGUGGGUAAUCCAUUCAGGCCGUAAACUUGUCUCUAGAACACACUGCCAAGUUCUCACUCCCUUUCUCUUCCUGUGGCUUCUGCAGGCAGGCAAGACCUGGAUCUCCAGGGGCUGCACCCAGAGCUGUGCCUGCAUGGAAGGGACCAUCCAGUGCCAGAAUUUUCAGUGUCCCCAAGGGAGCUAUUGCUUUGACAGCAAUUAUGGCAACAGUAGCUGCACCAAAAUCACUCUGCAGUGCCCAGCCCACACUGUCUACACUAACUGCCUUCCCUCCUGCCUGGCUUCCUGCUCGGACCCAGAUGGCCUCUGUAGGGGCAUCAGCCAUAAAGCCCCCUCCACCUGCAAGGAGGGCUGUGUCUGUGAACCUGGCUACGUGCUGCAUGACGACAAGUGUAUGCUCAGAAUUCACUGUGGCUGCAAAGACGCCCAGGGUGUUCUCAUCCCGUCAGGUAAGACCUGGAUCAACAGAGGCUGCACUCAGACCUGCACCUGCGCAGGAGGGGCCAUCCUGUGCAGGAACUUCCAGUGUCCCCCGGGGACUUACUGCAAGGACAUCGAGGAUGGCAACAGUAAAUGCAUCAAAAUCACUCUGCAGUGCCCAGAAUACAGCCUGUUCAUCAACUGCCUUCCCGCCUGCCAACCUUCCUGCACAGACCCUGAUGGCCGCUGUGUGGGAUCCAGCACAAAAGGUCCCUCCACCUGCAAGGAGGGCUGUGUCUGUGAAUCCGGCUACGUGCUGAAUGACGGCAAGUGUGUGCUCAGAAAUCACUGUGGCUGCAAGGACGCCCAGGGUGCUCUCAUCCCGGCAGACAAGACCUGGAUCAACAGAGGCUGCACCCAGAGCUGUACCUGCGUGGGAGGGGUCAUCCUGUGCAGGAAUUUCCAGUGUCCCUCGGGAACUUACUGCAAAGACAUCGCGGAUGGCAACAGCAACUGUACCAAAAUCACUCUGCAGUGUCCAGACAACAGCCACUAUACCGACUGCCUUCCCUCCUGCCCACCCUCUUGCUUGGACCUGGAGGGCCACUGCGAAGGCACCAGUCCCAAAGUCCCCUCAACUUGCAAGGAAGGCUGCCUCUGCAACUCUGGCUUUGUGCUCAAUAAGGACAAAUGUAUACCCAGAAUUCAGUGUGACUGCAAAGACGCCCAGGGCGCUCUUAUCCCGGCAGGCAAGACCUGGACUCCUAGAGGCUGCACCAAGAGCUGUGCCUGCACAGGAGGGACUGUCCAAUGCCAGAAUUUCCAGUGUCCUUCAGAGACUUACUGCAAGGACAACGAUGAUGGCAACAGCAACUGUGUGAAAAUCACUCUGCAGUGCCCGGCCCACAGCCACUUCACGGACUGCCUUCCCUCCUGUCAACCUUCCUGCUUUGACCCUGAUGGCCGCUGUGAGGGAACCAGCCCUAAAGUCCCUUCCUGCAAGGAAGGCUGCCUCUGUGAACCUGGCUAUGUGUUGGGUAAUGACAAGUGUGUGCUCAGAACUGAGUGUGACUGCAAGGACGCCCAGGGUGCUCUCAUCCCGGCAGGCAAGACCUGGAUCUCUGCAGGCUGUACCCAAAGCUGCACCUGUGUGGAAGGCGCCAUCCAGUGCAGGAAUUUCCAGUGUCCCCAAGGGACUCACUGCAAGGACAACAAUGAUGGCAGCAGUAACUGUGCUCAAAUACCUCUACAAUGCCCCGCCCACAGUCAUUUCACCAGCUGCCUUCCCUCCUGUCCACCUUCCUGUUCAAUUAUGGAUGGCCACUGUGAGGAAUCCAGCUCCAAAGUUCCCGCAACCUGUAAGGAGGGCUGUGUGUGCCAGCCUGGCUACUUACUGAAUAAUGACAAGUGUGUGCUCCGAAUUCAGUGUGGCUGCAGAGAUGCCCAGGGUGACCUCAUUCCUGCAGGCAAGACCUGGCUCAACGAAGACUGUACAGAGAGCUGCAACUGCAUGGGAGGGACUGUCCAGUGCAGGACUUUCCAGUGCCCACUGGGGACUGACUGCAAGGACAGCAAUAAUGGCAGCUAUAACUGUGUCAAAAUCAGUAAGAGGGUCAUGGGGGAAGGUGGGGAGGGUGUGCUCAUGACUGGAGGGAUGAGAGCUCUGCAAUGUCCUGCCCACAGCCGCUACACAAACUGCCUUCCCCCAUGUCCACCUUCCUGUACUGAUCUGGAUGGCCACUGUGAGGGCACCAGCCCCAAUGUCCCCUCCACCUGCAAAGAGGGUUGCGUCUGCCAGCCUGGCUAUGUACUGAAUAACAACAAGUGUGUGCUCCAGAUGCACUGUGACUGCAGAGACGCCCGGGGUGACCUCAUUCCGGCAGGCAAGACCUGGCUCUCCAGUGGCUGCAGCCAGAGCUGUACCUGCAUGGGAGGGGUUGUCCAAUGUCGCAGCUUCAACUGCCCCCCAGGGACUCAGUGCCAGAAUGGCCCAGGUGGCAACAUUAACUGCACCAAGAUCAUCAAUGUGAAGUGCCCCGCCCACAGCCGCUACACCAACUGCCUUCCCUCCUGUCCACCUUCCUGCUCAGACCCAGAGGGCCUCUGUGGGGGCACCAUCCCAAAAGCCCCCUCCACCUGUAAAAAGGGCUGCGUCUGUAGAUCUGGCUUUGUGCUGCAUAACGACAAAUGUAUACUCAGAAUUCAGUGCAGCUGUAGAGAUGCCCAGGGUGUUCUCAUCCCGGCAGACAAGACCUGGCUCUCCAAAGACUGUACCCAGAACUGUACCUGCAUGGCAGGAGGCAUACAUUGCUGGAAUUUCCAGUGUCCCACCGGGACUCACUGCAAGGACAAUGAUGAUGGCAAGAUGACUCUGCAGUGCCCAGACCACAGCUACCACACCAGCUGCCUUCCUUCCUGCAUCCCAUCCUGCUCCAACCUGAACGAGCACUGUGAGGUCAUCCGCCUCAAAGACCCCUCCACCUGCAAGGAAGGCUGCCUCUGUCAGUCCGGCUUUGUGUUCAACAGGGACAAGUGUGUACCCAGAAUUGAGUGUGACUGCAAAGACUCCCAAGGUGCUGUCAUCCCAGCAGGAAAGACCUGGAUUGCUGCAGGCUGUUCCCAGAGAUGUACCUGCAUGGGAGGACUUAUUCAGUGCCGGGGCUUCCAGUGCCCCUCAGGAACUCAGUGCCAGGACAUCGAGAAUAACAGCAGCAGUUGUGCUAAAAUCACUGGACAGUGCCCAGCUCACAGUCGCUAUACCAGCUGCCUUCCCUCCUGUCUGCCUUCUUGCUUGGACCCCGAUGGCCUCUGCAAGGACACCAGCCCCAGAGCCUCCCCCACUUGCAAGGAGGGCUGUAUCUGUCAAUCUGGCUACAUACUGAGCAGUGACAAGUGUAUUCCCAGAACUCAGUGCAGCUGCAAAGAUGCCCAGGGUAACCUCAUCUUGGCAGGCAAGACCUGGAUCUCCAGUGGCUGUACCCAGAGCUGUGCCUGCAUCAAUGGGGCCAUCCAGUGCCAAAAGUUCAGCUGCCCCUCGGAGACCCACUGCCAGCAUAGUGAUGAUGGCAGCAGUAACUGUGCCUCCAACACCUUUCAAUGCCCAGCCCACAGCCACUUCACCAACUGCCUUCCUUCCUGUUUACCCUCCUGCUUGAAUCCCAAUGGGCACUGCGAGGGCACCAGCACCAAAGUCCCUGCCGUCUGCAAUCCAGGCUGCCUCUGUCAACCUGGUUACGUGCUGAAUAAUGACGAGUGUGUGCCCAGAAUCCAGUGUGGCUGCAAAGAUGUCCAGGGCACUCUCAUUCCAGAAAACAACACGUGGAUCACUGGUGGAUGUACCCAGAACUGUACCUGCAGAGGAGGGACUGUCCACUGUCAUAACUUCAAAUGCCCAACAGGGUCCCAUUGCGAGUACAAAAAAGAUGGCAGCAGAAGCUGUGUCACCAGCGCUCUGAAAUGUCCGGCCCGCAGCUUCUACACCAGCUGCCUCCCAUCCUGUCUACCUACCUGCUCGGAUCCAGAGGGCCUCUGCCAGGGCUCCAGCCCCAGGGUCCCCUCCACCUGCAAGGAGGGCUGUAUCUGUCGAUCCGGCUACGUGCUGCAUGACGACAAGUGUGUGCUCAGAAUUCACUGUGGCUGCAAGGAUGCCCGGGGCAACCUCAUCCAGACCGGCCAGACAUGGAUCUCUACUGACUGUACCCGGAUUUGUGCGUGCAAGGAAGGACUCUUUCAAUGCCAGAACUUCCAGUGCCCCUCGGGGACCCACUGCCAACAAUACCAAGACGGCAGCAGUAACUGUGUCUCUGAUACUCUGAAGUGCCCAGCCAACAGCCUCUACACCGGUUGCCUUCCCUCCUGUCUGCCUUCCUGCUCCAACCCAAAUGGCCACUGUGAGGGCGUCAGCCCCAAAGACCCCUCCACCUGCAAGGAGGGCUGUGUCUGUCGACCUGGCUACCUGCUCAGUGAGGACAAGUGUGUACCCAGAAACCAAUGUGGCUGCAAAGGUGCCAAUGGUGACCUCAUCCCGAUAGGCAAGACCUGGCUCUCCAGUGGCUGCACCCAGAGCUGUGCCUGCGUGGACGGAGUUGUUCAGUGCCGGAAUUUCAUCUGCCCCACAGGGUCCCACUGCCAGCACAGUGAUGAUGGCAGCAGUAACUGUGCGGCCAACAAACUGGAAAAAUGUACCAUCUUUGGGGAUCCCUAUUACCACACUUUCGAUGGCUUCUCCUACCGCUUCCUGGGUCGGAUGAACUACUAUCUCAUAAAGACAGUGGACAAACUCCCAGAGGGGAUGGAGCACCUGGUCAUAGAGGGGCGCAACAAAAUAUCCCCCAAAGGGAAUCCAACCUUGCAUGAAGUGACCACCAACGUCUACAGCUAUAAAAUACAGCUCCAAGAAGGGCUGGUGGCUUUGGUCAACAACCAAAAGGUGGCAAUCCCCUACAGUCCAAAUGACCACCUGCGGGUCCUCCUGCGGGCGCAGCGGCUGUUUCUCAUCACUGACUUUGAAAUGGUGGUGGACUUCGAUGGGAAGCACAGUGCAGUGAUCUCCUUGCCUACCAUGUACCGUGGGCUGAUACAGGGCCUGUGUGGAAACUAUGAUAAGGACCGAGCCAAUGACUUGAUGUUGCCCAGUGGAACACUCGCCUCAAACAUCAGUGUCUUUGGCAACAGUUGGGAGGUGAACAUGGUGAAAGCCCUCUUACGAUUGCCAAGGGCCCUACCAGAAGAAGAUGGGGGAGAGGAAGAAUCUGACCCUCUGCCGUCAGAGUGCAGCCCAGAGCAGACAGCGCUCCUCAGCAGCACCCAGGCCUGUAGGGUGGUGGUGGACCCCCAGGGUCCCUUUGCUGCCUGUCACCAGAUUGUAGCCCCAGAGCCCUUCGAGCAACACUGUAUGUCCGACGUGUGCACUGGUUGGAAAACCAAAGAAGAAGAGGAGUUUCGAUGCCGGGUCCUCAGUGGAUACGCAAUCAUUUGCCAGGAGGCAGGUGCCAACACGACUGGCUGGCGGGACCAGACACACUGUGCCAUGACAUGCCCUGCCAAUACUGUGUACCAGCCCUGUAUGACGCCCUGCCCAGCAUCCUGUGCCAAAUUUGUGACCCCCAAGGCCUGUGAAGGCCCCUGCGUGGAAGGCUGUGCCACCAUCCCAGGCUAUAUCUACAGUGAUACCCAGAGCCUCCCAGUGACACAGUGCGGGUGCACCACCAAUGGCCUCUAUUACAAGCUAGGUGACAGCUAUGUGACUGAUGACUGCUCCCAGCAUUGCACCUGCGCAAGCCAGGGGACCCUGCUGUGUGAGCCCUAUGGCUGCAGGGCUGGAGAGGCCUGCACCGUGGCCAACUUUACUCGAGGCUGCUUCCAGGAUAGCCCUUGUCUACAGAACCCCUGUCACAAUGAUGGCCGGUGUCAGGAGCAAGGGGACACCUUCAUCUGCCAUUGUGACCUGGGUUAUGGAGGAGAAUUCUGCACAGAACCUCGGGAUAUCCCAUCCAGAAAAAAGCUAGAAUCAUCCAGCUUACUGGCCAUCCUGCCGGGAGUGCUUGUGAUGCUCUUAGUCGCCGUCUUACUGCUUAUUUACGUGAGAACUGCCAUAGCGAGGAGGAGGAGGGAGAAACUGUUGAGACGGAAUAGACAUAGGCUGGAGGAUACAGAUGUUCCAGAGCCUGCCUUCAGAGCCACCAAGUUCUGA
Molecule: messenger RNA, 13746 nt
Organism: Microtus ochrogaster (prairie vole)
Lineage: Eukaryota; Metazoa; Chordata; Mammalia; Rodentia; Cricetidae
Gene: Zan
Product: zonadhesin
Exons: 80
Cellular component (GO): membrane
Molecular function (GO): protein binding
Source: RefSeq, a predicted model, not a curated record